Messenger RNA from Arabis nemorensis, 426 nucleotides. The record is from the annotation of a GenBank genome assembly. Lineage: Eukaryota; Viridiplantae; Streptophyta; Magnoliopsida; Brassicales; Brassicaceae.
AUGUUACAGAAGAGACACUCUGGAGUUGGUGCAGCCGUCGAAUACGCAGUUGUACAUCUCAAGGUGGAGAACAUUCUGGUGAUAGGCCAUAGCUGUUGUGGUGGGAUUAAGGGACUCAUGUCCAUUGAAGAUGAUGCUGCACCAACUCAGAGUGACUUCAUAGAAAACUGGGUGAAGAUAGGCGCACCAGCGAGGAACAAGAUCAAGGAAGAACAUCAAGACCUAAGCUACGACGAUCAAUGCAACAAGUGUGAGAAGGAAGCUGUGAAUGUGUCUCUUGGAAACUUGCUUUCGUACCCAUUUGUGAGAGCUGCAGUAGUGAAGAACACACUUGCACUAAGAGGAGCUCACUACAAUUUCGUCAAGGGAACAUUUGAUCUUUGGGAGCUUGAUUUCAAGACCACUCCUGCUUUUGCCUUCUCUUAA